AUGGGGAAUCAAGUGCCAAGGGCUUUCAGGUUUGAGAUAGAUAACUUCUCGGAGAAGAAUACUAAAAUAACGUCUCCUAUAUUCACAAGCGGCGGAUGUGAAUGGUAUUUCACAAUUUAUCCGAAGGGGACUUGUCGUUGUAAUACUUACAUGUGUUUGUUCCUAAACCUUGCAAAUCCUCAAUCAUUACCAACUGGAUGGAAAAGGAAAGCUAGAUGUCACUUCCUUCUGUUGAAUCAAUCCGGCAAAGUGCUCUACAAAUCAGAACUACCUACUGAUGAAAAACUACCACGCCACAAGUUUUGCGCUAGAACACCUUCCUUGGGAUGGGCAAUGACCUUGCCUUAUAGAAACCUUAUUGAAAAUGGUCUUUUGGAGAAGGACAAGCUCAUCGUUGACUUCUAUAUUAGUGACGUUGAACUUGUUGAUGGAAACGGCAGAGUUGUAUCAGAGAAGGAGACUGUGAUUAUAAAUGGUUUCCAGGUUUAUGCUUAUCUGGCUACUUCAGCAAGAAAGUUGUUUGCGAAGCACCCAAACAUUGCAGAAGAUCUCAAACCAAAGAACCAAUUCGUGAAGAAUGAAUACAUGAAUGUCCUUCUCAACCUCGUUGAGACACUUAACAAACCUUCACAGAAUCACUCAGAGAUUGAGAUACGAAAUUCUCACAGCAAGUUGAGUGAGCUGAUGGAACAAGGCUUUAAGCUGGACUGGUUGAAGGCAAAGCUUGAUGAGGUUUCCUUGAAAAGGAAGAAAUCAGGUGCUGAUGAUGUCCAACGACUCGAUGAACGUGUUAAGAAUGAUCUUGAGCUGGUGAAAUUGGACUUAAAGCUGGAUUGUUUGAAGACGAAGCUUGAGGAGGUUGCCUUGGAGAAGAAGAAAUCAGAUGAGGCUGAUGGUUCUCGGGUCAAAGAAAUGGAAGGACGCAUCAAGGAUCUUGAGAUAAUGGUGUCAGAUCUCAAAGUUGAACUGGGCAAGGUGAAGGCCAAAGCUUCUGCUGAUGAUGAUUUUUUGUUGAUCGACUAG
Messenger RNA from Camelina sativa (false flax), 1023 nucleotides. The record is from RefSeq and is a predicted model, not a curated record. Lineage: Eukaryota; Viridiplantae; Streptophyta; Magnoliopsida; Brassicales; Brassicaceae.